AUGGUCGAUUGGAAUGUAAGUCGGGAAGAUGAUGGCGAGGAUGAAGGUGGAGUUCCGGACAAUGUAUGCCCAGCACAACUGAAAGCCGGAUGUGAAAUUGUAAUUGAAAAUAGUACGCGAAUGAAAAAUAACGAUUGUAAUCUAGAGGAUGUCGAUGACGAGGAACCUUAUGACGAUACUUUAGACGAUUGCAGCGGCGCAGCGGACCUCACUAAGGAUCAGUGCAAUAAAACCGUGGACAUCUUCGAAGAUGUCAGUUCGCCGGAGGUGAAUAGCCUGAAUGUAGGCCGGCCGUUAACCUGUUGGUAUCGUUUCCGUACGCUGAAAGGUGCACCGCGUGACUUUGUGUUGCGGUUGCGUUUUAAAAAGUUUAAAGUUGGCACACUGCUGAAUGCUACAUACUGCGAGGGCGGCUAUUUACAGAUUGUGGAUGGCAAUGCGAAGACUGACGUAUCCAAUCGCCGUGAGCCCGGCAUGUUUUGUGGCGAGGCCGAGCAGCCGCAGACUUUCAUCAGUGAGACCAAUUAUGUCAAAGUGCUCUUCCACACGGAUAAUUUUACCGAUCAGACAUAUUUCACAUUUGAUUCGCGUGCAGAACAACAAACGGAAGUUUAUUUACGCUAUGGCCAACAUCCGGAACUGUAUCCCAAUCGUCGGGGCGAAGUGGUGCAAGGCUCCUACUGUGAGCGCGAAUAUCGCGAUUGCCGACUACAAACUUGUUAUGUGCAAUCGCCCGCAUAUCCUGGCCUAUAUCCCCGCGCACUGAAUUGUCGUUAUAAAUUGCAUACGCGUCAGCCAUAUAUAAAACUGUAUUUGCAGAAUGAGCAAUUCGGGGUGGAUGGACAGCGGUGUGAGAACGUCAUGACUUGUCCAAUACGACCAAUAGGUUCCGGCAAGGAACACUGUCCCUACGAUUGGCUUGCCGUCUAUGAUGGUCGCGAUGAGCAUUCGCCACUUAUUGGCAAAUUUUGUGGGCUGGGCAAAUUUCCGUUUAGCAUUAUUGGCACCUCGCAAUACAUGUACGUCGAGUUCGUCACCUCACCGGCGGGCCCGCUGCUCAAUACUGGUUUUCAUUUCAAUGUUGGCAAUUGGCCUGGGCACGUCGAGACAGCGGGCAUCAAGCAUGGCAUAUGUGAUUGGCUGCUCAGCUCCGACUCGCUGAAGGAUAGUAGUGCCAGUGAGGGCAUAUUUUUGAGUAUCGCUCAUUGGUAUCCGCCGAAUACGUCGUGCAGUUAUCACAUUAAAGGGCGAAUAGGCGAAAUUGUGCGGUUAUACUUUCCAAGCUUCCGCAUAAAUCGCAUCGAGUCACCGAUACUCAAGUACGACGGUGACUGCGGUGAAUCGCUGACCAUUUACGAUUCAGAUCAUCCCGAUCCAGCACGUAUUAUCAAAACCUUUUGCGAUACAUUCUCACGACCCAUGGAAAAAGUGGACUUCGUGAGUACUAGUCCUUCGCUAUAUGUGCAAUUCGAUUCGAAAACGGGUUCCUAUAGUGGCUCAUCGCUCUAUUAUUGGGCACAUUAUGACUUCUUCAAUAAUACACGCUUCGGCGAUCCAGUGCCGAAUACGCUCUGCGAUGAAGUUAUGUAUGCCUGGAAACAUCCGGGUGGCAAAAUUCGCUCACCAAUGAAUUCUUUAAUCUUCAAACGCACCGGCGGGUCUGAUGUACGCUGCCAAUAUAAGUUCGUGACUGAUCGUCGAUUAUAUGCACGCGCAGUAAUCGAAGUUACCUCAGUGUCAUUUAAGGAAUUGCCGUAUAAUAACAAUGCCUGCACGCGUUGCCAUGAAGAACGUGUUGACAAGCUGGUCAUUUGGGAGGAACGAGAGAAAUUCCAGAAUAAUCUCGCCUGCUUCUGCGACAACAUACCGCGAGCUGUGCGCGUGAUAUCAUCAGCGGAUCAGAUGAACCUGGAGAUGAUCGUACAGGGUCAACAUGCGAUCACGUCCUAUUUCAAGAAUCCCAAUCCACUAUUCGAGGCGUCUUAUGAGUUUGCGCACGGUCCGCUAUGUGGUCCCAUAACAUUGGGGCCCUCGCCUGAUGGUGAAUUGGUGUUUCCGUAUAAGAAAGCAUUGGCCAUGGCGGCGGGCCCAAUGGCCGCAGUGCCUGAGCAUCAUUAUCGUCGCGAAAAGUGCAUUUGGGAACUGAAAGUAGCGGCACAACGCGAUCUAUGGUUGAAUUUGGAAAAGGCGCGCUUCGGUGAUCGCACCUGUGAGAGCGCUAAAAUUGAGGUAUAUCUCGCCGGCCGUCUCGAGCCUCGCUUCAUAAUGUGCCCGGAAAACAUUUCGUUGGCGCGUGAUCUGCCUAUACUCUCCGCUGCGGAUCUAGGUGCUCUCGGUCCUGAUCAAGAACCGCUACCGGUCCUGAUUCAAUACACCGGCGACGGGCAGCCGGGUAAAAAUGCCUUCCGUUUAGUUUGGACCGAACUGUUCCAUUUGCCACGCAAUCCCGACGGUAGUUUGGCAUCGUCAUUGCUGCAAGAUGGCGGCUGUGAUUUCCGUUGUCCCGGCGAUACAGAGGUCUGCAUACCGCGCCGCCUGCUAUGUAAUGGUGUUGACAAUUGUCCGAAUGUGACGCACAUCUCGACGAUGACUCAACUAACGCGGCACAUUGAGUGGAAUUUGGAGCAACUCGGUCUGCUGCAUCGCGCACACGCUUACAAAGAUCUAGUGUUGCAUGACGAGUCACCGGAAAUUUGCCUGCGUCAAGAGCUAAGCGAGUUGCCAUAUGGAAAACUCAUAUUAAUCACAUUAGGUCUGAGUUUAUUGCUGACACUGUUCGUGGCGAUAUUAUGCCGCAUGUGUCGGGGGCCUGGCCACGCCUAUCACAGCAGAUACUAGAGGUGCGAGUGUUGGUUGCAUAGCAAACCGCUAGGCGCACAAGUGUAGCAGUUGUGUGCAGCGAGGCAGGAACAGCGUGAGCAGUAUGAUUCCGUUCAUUGGCGGUAGUGUAGAAAACUUAUGCUUUCGCGCCAAGGAAGCAAACUGUCUUGGAGUUAAAGAACAAAAAAUAUAUUUAGUGUGGCAGUGUGCUAAAUAACUAUACAUAUAUAUGUAUAUGAAAUUUUUUAUUUAUUUUUCGUUUAUUUUUUUACAUUUAAGUAUUGUACCUUUUUGGAAUACCCACUGAGCGAAAAAUAGUUGCCUGCUAAGUAGUCAUUGCGGGAUAUUAAAUUAAUAAAUAUAUUCUAAUUGUAAUAGAUACACAUAGGCGAGUAAACAAAUAAGUCGAAGCUGGACUUUUAUAUUUGUCCCCCAGUUUUGUUGGAAUUGAAGUAUGUAAACCAAAAGCCAGCUUAAAAUAACAUAAGGCCUUUGACUCUUAUAUAUGCACAGCUCUGGUAUAUAAUCUGUUGGCAUUUGGUAAGUUACUUUUACAGUUGUAGGCCUUAGUAUGGACGGUUUAUUUUUCACCAAAAUUAAAUCUUUUAUUUCUAAUAGUAUGAUUUUACCAAUAGCGGUAUUAUAGUAGAAGUUUUUCAUUGAAGACUCACAAAAGCUCGAGCAAUUUGUUAAGUUAUACAAAAAUUCGGAAAUUGUCGGAUGUCUUCAUCGGAAACACCAUGAGACCACUCUAAUGCAUUCGCGUGAAUAUCUUUAUUUGUCAAUAAAAGGUUAUCUAGCUGUUUAUCAGUAGUACUUCAUUUCUAUAUUUAUUGUGUCGAAGUCUACCCUGUCAUAAUAAUUUCUAUCCACCACAUCUAACUCGAAGAGUCUAACUUUGAGAGACUAUAACUGUGUUCUUAGGUACUUCAAACGUACUAAGAGCGACCUCUCGAGUAGAUAAAUACGAAUUAGAAGCUGGGAAGUUUGCCACUACCCACAGUCACAAAUAGCAUAUUUGCCCUAAAAUGGUGGGCGUUGUAAGUAAUCAAUUAAUACCGAGAUAUCCGCAAAAUGCAGUAUUCUCAAUAAAUAUUGUUCUACACAAGUUUAUAUUCUUAAUUUACCGUCUUUGACAUAUUGAACUGCCAAUGACUCACAGAAAUUUGUGAUUUUUAAUAGAUCACAAUAAAUAUUUUGAUAUUAUGAAGAAAUUAGCAUUUAAUAAAUUGUUUUGAUAAGGGAAGGAAAAUACUCCAAAAUUACUUAGAUUCAUUGUAGAGAUAUAUAAUUAAUAAAACAUAAUAAUAACUUUGUAACACUUUUAGUUAUAGCAUAUAUUCUUCCUUUACAGUAUAAAUUUAUGUAUUCUGUCUUAAUAUUUUCUUUGUUUAAGACAAUGAAGCCGGUGAUACAACUUGUACCAUAAAUUUGCACGUCCGUUGGUUAGACUUUGUCUGAAUAUGACAUUAAUCAUAUUGAAAAACAUUAGAACACUCGAAUCCACAAUUUCAUUGAAACCUCAGAACAGGUAUACUUCUUUCGCAGAAACUCACUUAUACGAAGUUAAAAAAAUAUUGUAAUGGAAAAUAUGUCACAUAGUGUUAGGAAAUGAAGAAAAAUCACCAUAAUAUUUAUGUACUAUGGUUUCAUAUUUUCAUUUUCGGCAUCUCGAUUUAUGAUUGAGUACAUAAUCACGACAAUCAUGUCCGAGAGACUAUUUGUUUCGAAUGAUAUCGAACCCAGUGUACUUCCAGUCCAUACUCGUUUACAACUGAUAAUAUCGACGGAAGCUUCAGAAAACUAUGUUCGAUUUGGUUUUCCAUUAUGUUUGUAACUUAAAACUUAAAAAAAAAAAAUUAUGAAAUUGGGUGAAACAUUCAGAUUGAACCACCUUUGUUUAUAAAGAAGAAUUAUACAUCACUGUCUGUUGAGCAUAUCGAAAGGUUAUUUUUAUCCGUAAUCAAAAUAAACUGAUUUAUAGGUUAUACCUUGCAACGUGCAAACCGGUAGUUUCGAAAACUGUUAUUUUUAUUUCUUCUAUCACUCAUCAUCCAGUGGAGAUAUAUAAAAAAAAGUCUUUGAAACUGUAAAUCCUAAUCUUGAAUUUAUUAUCUGUGCUGUCCUUUUUCUGUACAAUUAAAAUUGCUAGUUUUCUACUAAACUCAAAGUUUCUGUUCUCAAAGAUGUACGUUUGCAAGAGAAACGUUUGCCUGAGAAAUUAUAAGCCCAAAACUAAACACACUCAAUUCGGGUAUGAAAAUAUGAAACCAAAUUCUGAAUUGAGAUAAAAUUGUAAAAAACCCACUAGAAUUAUAUGAAAAUAAAAAGCAAAGGAGAAGAAGAGAAAUAUAUAGUUAUAGUCACUAAAUGGUAUAUAAAAUAUAUUACGAUUUAAGUGUAAGCAAAAACAAUUAAAAAAGCACACAUGGAUA
Molecule: messenger RNA, 5255 nt
Organism: Bactrocera latifrons
Lineage: Eukaryota; Metazoa; Arthropoda; Insecta; Diptera; Tephritidae
Exons: 9
Coding region: 1-2838 (945 amino acids)
Cellular component (GO): plasma membrane
Source: RefSeq, a predicted model, not a curated record